AUGAACACCCUAGGCUAUGUCGCCCGCCAGUUCGAUGUCCUCGCCUCCCCCACAUCGGAAAAGAAAUCAGACGACAAACCAAGGCUGCCCAGAGUCAGCACUUGGUCUACAAAAUCCUUUCUUUUGCCCCCACCGACUGUCCCCACAACAAGAACAACCCCAAAGCGUUCUCAUUCUUCUCCCUCGUUUCGCCCCCAACCACAGCAGCCUCUUCCACCAGAUGUGACCAUGGCACCCAGCUGCAAGCCACAUAUCGACUCUGUCAUCGACCGUAUAUUCGUUAUUCGCGUCUUUCUCCUCGUCUGGGACCACCUCAAGUCGGCCUGGUCGUCGCUUGUUCGAAUAGUACAGGACAGGCAGUCAGUUCGCCUCAUCCAGGACUCAAAACCGCUUCAGGCUCUCAAGGACAAGACAGAGGAGGUCGCGUUGACCGUCGUCGACUCGGUCUCGUCGUCAUCAUCUUCGCUGUCACCGACACCACCCCCGCAGGUCGCUUCCGUUCUCGAAAAUGUCUCCGCGUCAAGGGCCGCCACUCCCCCAAUACCCCCACGGAAAACACCUUUUCAUUUGCCAAAGACCCUAGUGCUCGAUCUGGACGAAACCCUAAUCCACUCGACAUCGCGGCCUAUACCUUUCGAAACUUCUACUGGAUCAGGUAUUCUCAGCUUGGGCUCGUUUGGGAGGAGCAACAAAGGCGCUGGCCAUAUGGUUGAAGUUGUUCUCGGUGGCCGUAGCACCAUUUACCACGUAUACAAACGUCCAUUCGUUGAUUUCUUUCUUAGAACUGUCUCUAGUUGGUAUACUCUUGUCAUCUUCACCGCUUCGAUGCAGGAAUAUGCCGAUCCCGUUAUCGACUGGUUAGAUGCAGGUCGGGGUAUACUGGAGCACCGAUUCUUUCGUGAUUCAUGUACACAACUCCCCAACGGUUCAUAUACCAAAGAUCUUUCUCUAAUAGAAGCAGACCUCUCUCGUGUCUGCCUGGUAGACAACUCCCCGAUUAGUUAUACGGUUAACGAGGCGAACGGCAUACCCAUCGAGGGUUGGACCCAUGAUCCGUCAGACGAAGCGCUCCUCGACCUUCUCCCCGUCCUCGACUCUCUUCGCUUCACGUCCGACGUACGCCGCGUGCUCGGCCUCAGGUCUGCCGGUGUAAUGCACCGCCAUCACGAUUCAUGA
Psilocybe cubensis is the source of this 1176-nucleotide messenger RNA. RefSeq lists its product as uncharacterized. The coding region runs from base 1 to 1176 and encodes 391 amino acids. Lineage: Eukaryota; Fungi; Basidiomycota; Agaricomycetes; Agaricales; Agrocybaceae. The record is from RefSeq and is a predicted model, not a curated record. Gene Ontology annotation, molecular function: protein serine/threonine phosphatase activity. The transcript has 4 exons.